Molecule: messenger RNA, 1470 nt
Organism: Plasmodium yoelii
Lineage: Eukaryota; Apicomplexa; Aconoidasida; Haemosporida; Plasmodiidae
Product: conserved Plasmodium protein, unknown function
Exons: 1
Coding region: 1-1470 (489 amino acids)
Source: RefSeq, a predicted model, not a curated record
AUGCUUAAAUAUAAUAAGGGAUGGAAAUGCCCCAUCCAAUUUAUUCAAACAAAACUCUUUACAACAAUUACAGAUAAAACAAAUUAUAAUAAUAAAUAUAACAAAUUUUUGACAAAUAAUAUGAAUAUAAAUAAUAAUGAUUUAUUCUCAAAAUAUGUUAAAAUAAAAAAUAUAAAUAAUUAUAAUUUUUUUUUUUAUGGUAUAUUACAUGGUCAAAUACAAGGAAAAAGUUCAAGUGGUAAAGAUUGUUCUGAAUUGAUAAAUAAAAUAAACCCUCAUUAUAUAUUUUUAGAAUUAUGUGAAACAAGAUUAAAUAAAUUAUUUUAUAAACUUUCAAAUAAAGAUAAAAUAAAUAAUUAUCAAAAUAAUAAUUAUUCAAAAUUUACAUAUUUACCUCGAAUACAUAAUGGAUUUAUGCAAGACGAAUAUUUACCUAUACUUGAAAAAUCAAUAAAAAAUAAAAAAUUUAAUUUUUUUUUAUUUGACCGAAAUAUUAAUACCAUAAAAAAUAGAUUAGAUUAUAAUCUUUUAUAUGAUACAAAAUCUUAUAAACAAUUUUUUAAUUAUUGUAUUGAAUCGAUAGCAUUAAGACAUUAUACAUAUGAUAUUUUUAUAAAGCUAUACAAAGAUUAUGAUUCAAAAAAUGGCAUAAAUAAAAAUAAUUCUAUUACUGAAAUAAAAAGCCAAAAUAAUAAUUAUACAAAUGAUGUAAAUUCAGAGAGAAAACAAAAUAUUACUACCAACAGUUUCGAUACUCAACUUUAUUCAAAUUCGAACAAAAUGGAUGAUAAAGCACAAAAGGGUGAUUAUGAUGAUGAUAAAGCACAACAAAAUGGUGGAAAAAAUUCCCAAAAUGAUUAUGAUGAUGAUAAAGCACAACAAAAUGGUGGAAAAAAUUCCCAAAAUGAUUAUGAUGACGAUAAAGCACAAGAGAAAUACCGUAGUGAUAUACUUAAUGAAGAUUUAGAAUCCUUAAACAAAUUGAACCUAUUAAAUAUUUUAAAUGAAAGAUUAAACACCCUUUCAAAAUCUACUUAUCAUGUAUUAAUAGAUGAAAAAGUUAAAUAUGGAGUAUAUAAUAUUUGGUGUUCUAUACUAAAUAAUGAAACUAAUUUUUUUGAAAAUCAAGAAAAAAAAAAUAUUAUUAUUAUAUGUAAUGCUAAUAUACUUGAAAUGUUAACCCAAGAAUUUGAUACAGCAUAUUUUAACAUUUUUAAAAAAUAUACAAAUUCAAAAAAUAAAAAUUGUAAUAAUACAUCACAAUUAUUAAUAUUUGAAAACCCUUAUAAUUCUUAUAAUGAUAAUAUAAAACCACAUUGGCCACUUAUAUUUAUUAAAUAUUAUAUUAUCCCAUAUUUUAUUCUAUAUUUUGUUUUAAAUACAUCUUAUAAUUUAUUUUCUUGGAUCUAUAAAUCAAAUUUUCAAACAAACCCUCCACUAUCACAUAAUAUCUUAGACAUUAAGGUGUAA